Spea bombifrons (plains spadefoot toad) is the source of this 3199-nucleotide messenger RNA. RefSeq names its product transforming growth factor beta receptor 1 (gene TGFBR1). Gene Ontology annotation, cellular component: plasma membrane; activin receptor complex. The transcript is spliced from 9 exons. Gene Ontology annotation, molecular function: ATP binding; activin receptor activity, type I; transforming growth factor beta receptor activity, type I. Gene Ontology annotation, biological process: protein phosphorylation; nervous system development; cellular response to growth factor stimulus. NCBI's taxonomy places the organism in Eukaryota, Metazoa, Chordata, Amphibia, Anura, Pelobatidae. The record is from RefSeq and is a predicted model, not a curated record. Bases 90 to 1616 code for a protein of 508 amino acids.
GCGGCGAUGGGUAAGGGAGCGGGGCUGAAGAAGCGGACACAAACACGAGCUGGAGUACGAGUGGUGGCGACGGCUUUCGCGGUGAUGUGAUGAGCGCCGCUCCUGUGCGGGUCAUGUCGGUGGCUGCCUCCCCGGGGCUGUCCGGGCUCUGUCUGCUCCUGGUGGUCGCGCUGCUCCCGGAGGCUGCGGCGCUGAAGUGUCUCUGUGAGCAUUGUACAAAAGACAACCAGACCUGCGAGACGGAUGGCCUUUGUUUAGCCUCUGUGACAGUCCAGGAUGGCAGAGAAACUCACAACAGCAUGUGCAUUCACCAGUCCGACCUGUAUCCUCCAGAACGACCAUUUGUAUGUGCUUCCUCCGUAAAUUCUGAGGUUCAAACAAAAACUGUUUGCUGUGAACAAGAUUUCUGCAAUAAAAAACUUACACCCUCAACAGCGCCGCCAUCAACAAAGAAUUUUCCCAGUUUAAGCCCGGUGGAGUUGGCGGCUGUAAUUGCAGGGCCGGUUUGCUUUAUUUGCAUAUUAGUGAUGUUAAUUUUGUACGUCUGCCAUAAUCGGAAUGUCAUUCAUCAUCGUGUUCCAAAUGAAGAAGAUCCCCAUUUAGAUCGCCCCUUCAUAUCUGAGGGUGCUACAUUAAAAGACCUGAUUUAUGACAUGACAACUUCAGGUUCUGGCUCAGGGCUACCAUUACUUGUGCAAAGGACGAUUGCUAGAACUAUUAUUUUACAAGAAAGCAUUGGAAAGGGUCGAUUUGGUGAAGUAUGGCGUGGGAAAUGGAGAGGAGAAGAAGUGGCUGUAAAGAUUUUCUCCUCAAGGGAAGAACGUUCUUGGUUUCGAGAGGCAGAAAUUUAUCAAACGGUGAUGCUGCGUCAUGAAAAUAUUCUUGGUUUCAUCGCAGCAGACAAUAAAGACAAUGGCACAUGGACCCAGCUGUGGUUGGUGUCUGAUUACCAUGAACACGGGUCUCUGUUUGACUACCUAAACCGGUACACAGUCACUGUCGAAGGAAUGCUGAAACUUUCCUUAUCCACUGUGAGUGGCCUGGCGCAUCUCCAUAUGGAAAUUGUUGGGACACAAGGUAAACCAGCUAUUGCCCACAGAGACUUAAAAUCCAAAAAUAUUCUGGUUAAGAAGAACGGAACUUGCUGCAUCGCUGACCUGGGACUUGCAGUGAGACACGAUUCUGCAACAGACACAAUCGACAUUGCACCAAAUCAUAGAGUUGGAACAAAAAGGUACAUGGCUCCUGAGGUACUAGAUGAUUCCAUAAAUAUGAAGCAUUUUGAGUCAUUUAAGCGUGCUGAUAUCUAUGCAACGGGAUUGGUUUUUUGGGAAAUAGCCCGUCGAUGUUCCAUCGGUGGAAUCCAUGAGGACUACCAAUUACCUUAUUAUGACCUGGUACCAUCUGACCCAUCGGUGGAAGAAAUGAGAAAAGUGGUCUGUGAACAGAAGCUUAGACCAAACAUUCCAAACAGAUGGCAGAGUUGCGAGGCAUUAAGAGUGAUGGCCAAAAUCAUGCGUGAAUGCUGGUAUGCCAAUGGAGCAGCCCGGUUAACCGCUUUGCGCAUCAAGAAAACACUAUCGCAAUUAACGCAACAAGAAGGCAUAAAAAUGUAACAGAUCCCUUUGAACUGAAUUGCAUCAUUCGGUUUUUACCCAGUUUGCCUGUUCUGAAGAUAUAUUGUUCUACCUCGACGAGGGAACGGACUAAUAGUGCUGCCUUUCUGAAAUGACGUAGAGUGAUAUCUAGGCCGCUCGGGAAGGAGGAGCAUCUCAGAUCCUUGCUGCUUACUUGGAUCACCAUCUUCCUGGGACCUUUUGUAGUUAGAAAUGUUUCUAUUAACAAAAUGGUACAAAUGCUGGUCUUUUUUUGUUUUGUUUCUGAACAAACAAAAAAACAAAAUCAUCAGUUUUUAAACAAUAUUUGGUCAUUACAUGAUAAAAUCCAAAGCCUUUGCAAAGUCUACUUGUAGAAGUUAGUGAUGUGUACCUGUGCACACUCUGCUUUAAGAAAAAAAGGAAAAAAAAUACCUCGUGCAAUUUGGGGAAAUCACUUAUGCAAACAGUUUUAUAUGCUUUCAUGCCUUCAGAAUUAUUUGUAUUGCCGGUAAGUGCCACAUACAAUGUUAUUUUUACACCAGUACUCAAGAUGUUAUGCAACAUUUUUAAUUGUACAUGCAGAAAUGGAUAUUGGUUACUAGAAAAAGUCUUUCUGACUAAAGCGAAUUAUUUUUUCAGUGGAAUAUUUCAAUUAUAAUUGUUUUUUUGUUGUUAUAUAUUGCUGGGAAAGUCUGGUCAUCGCUACAGACGCAACCUUGUACAAAAUUACCCCAAUUAUAUUUCUUCCCAUUCCAGGUUUAACGACUGGGGGGUAUGCUUACGGUCAUCUACAAACUAUAUUAGUCAUCCCGUUUUCAACAGGACAGCCCUGAUUUUAAGGUACUGUCCCACUUUUGCAGGCAGUGGUGAUCAUGGGCCGUGUGGACAGACCCUCUGAUUAACCCAUGACCAGCCAAGUAACUUGUGGCGUUUUUGGUCCGUGUUGCUAAAGCAUACACUACACCCAAUCUCGGCUCCAGCAGGAGAGGUAAGGAAGCCGGGUGCCUCCCUGCCUCUUUAUGCCACCCCCAAACAAAGGUGUCCCGAUUUGGACAUCUGAAAUGUUAGGGCGUUCACGUGAGCAGAAAUGCUCACUUAUUCUUAAAGGCUUAGCACACUGUAAAUUUACAUAUUGGUGAAAUGUUGCUGAGCAGACCCUCUCUCUCUCUUGUGGUCAUAAAUGCCAAGUGAUACACUACGUGUAAUGUUAAAAUACUUUUAUGUUAAUAUACAACAUAAAUUUUUUUUAUAGUGAUGUAGCAUGCUGCACACACACACAAAGAAGGAUAUCGGGGAGUACACAUUUAUUACAGUAGAUUGAGCACUCUCUUAUUCUUCAAAUUUACAGUCCAUGCCAGUUAAGAAACUUGUGUAAUUUUGUUUUUAAAACUUAAACAAUGUUUGUGUAUGCCAGGAGCGCAACUAACUUCCUGUUCUCACAAUUGUUAUAUUCAUUGCCUCUUCUAUUAGCAGUUUACUUCUGACAGGAAGUAUGCCUGAAACGCAUCUCAGUUUCACUGAGGUAAAAUAGUCUGUCAACAAAUACCACCGAAACUAUUACGCUUCAUAGGUUAUUUUAAUACACAAAUUUAACGGAAUAG